AUGUUCACAGCACUAAAAUAUCACUCUAUGGACUAUUUACAUGAGAAUAUGGUUAGAAAGAAAUUAAGCAUUAGAUCAUUAUUGCUUCAUAUUCCUUCGUAUUUACAUCAUGACGAGUAUAAUUGUCAUGCUGGAGUUGUUGAUGAAAAGUUUAGGAAGCCAUGGAAAAGAGUCUCAGUCCCUGAAACUCUACAAAUGGAGGAUUUCUCAGUGCUGGAUCAGUGGAAGACAGCGUUUUCUAUGGAGAAUUUCCCUGAAAAGAGAACAGUUUCGUACGUUGUGUCUCAUAUUAAUGACUUUGAAGAAAUCAUUCCAAGUUCAAAUCCAUCCUCUCAAAUCGACAUAGAGAAGAGCUAUUUGCUUACUCAGAAUGACUAUAAAGAAGUCUUCCACUUGGUUACUUGUUUUGAGAGAUGGCCAACACUUCAAACAACCAAUCAAGAUUUAUUUAUUGAUGAUGAAAUGAUUUUUAUAGAUAGUUUGAUGGAGUAUAAAAAACAACUACCUACUUUGUAUACCCUUCUGAGUAGACUAAAAGUGUUUUUAUUAAAAGAUCCUUGUUUAGAUUUCAAAGAACAACAAAUCCUCAUAGAAGCUGAUCAUUUCAGGGAAUAUGCUCCUUUUCAAAGCAAUUUGGAAGUCCAUGAGAAAGAAGAGUUUUAUAUAAUUAAGGAGCUAUUUAAAGAUGAAAAGCAAUUGAUUUUGCCAGUUGAACAUGAAUUAUUGAAACCUGUCAGCCUCCAAGAAAGAACAGAUAAAGUAACAUCCUCGGAACUUAAGAAGUCCCUAAAAUUAACUCCAGAAAUAAUCAGUCAUACAUUUGAAAAUGAAAAACUCUUUGAAAGAGCUCUUCCUACCAAGUAUAACAAUGAAAUUAUAACAAGAUACUGCCCCACAGAGAGGAUUUAUACCAGCCAAGACCAAUGUGAACUAGAAAUCAGUGAACCAGUGCCACAAACUGAAGAGCCAGUAAUUCACUAUUCGAUUACAGAUUUGAAAAGAAUGUUUUCUGUUGAGGUAGAAAUCCUUAAUCUUGGCUCAUUAAAAGAAGAAUGGUGGAAACAGGAGGGAUUGAGCAUGAAAAUAACAGACACCUUGGAACAUCUGACUUCAGAUUUGUGUCACUGCAACUUGCUUCCAAUUCAAAUGGAGAUAUUGCCCAUAAAACCACUUCAGUUAGAAUGGUGGUUUGAACAAGAAAGCGAUACUGUUGUUAAACUCAAAACCUCUCCUUCUUGUACGGUUCCUAAAGAGAAACCUACAAAUAAUAAUUUCUCACUUGUUCAAAAGAGUCCUUCAGAAAGUGUACCACAUAUCUGUUUUCCUGAUAUGUUUAUGUCUGUUGAAAAACCAACAAGACAAGGAAAGACAAAGAGUAAACCAGAACUGGUUUCUGUAACAGUCAAAGAGGAAGAAAAGAAAGACACUGAUGAAUCACUAGACUACAAAGCAUUAACUAUUGAAUCAUAUACCUCAUCAAUAAGCCGUAAUGCAUCUUUUGAACCUCUUAGAAAAUGUGAGGAUGAUUCGGAUCCUUUGAGCAACUUUAUCAUUCUGAGAAACAAACAUAAGACUAUCUUGUCAGAACCUCACGUUAAUAUGGAUGAAGGCCAAAAAGAAGAGGAAUAUACUCUGACUAUUGAAAAAGAGAGUCCUGUCAUUUGUAGAGAGCUGUCCCCUGAGAAGAAGCAAGAAAAGGAGGCGAAUAAUGUCCUUGAAAUUCCAGCAGCCGAUAGCCAAUGGCAGGCAUACAGUCUUUUAGAAGCUGUAGCUACUCCUUUAUUGAAAGAGCUUGCUUGCCAUGAUAAUCUUCCUACACCAAACUGGAAAUUUGCCACUCUUGGCUUUGACCAUACUAGAUUUUUCUUAAAGCAGCAAGAAAAAAUGAUAAAUGAUAUUUUUCUUCAAGGUAAAAAUGAUGAAAGAGAAGUAAUAUUCAAACAGGCAGCAGUGGUCCAUCUUUUGGUAACAGUUCGAGAUCUCCUCUUAAUGUGUAGCUUGGACACAGCAUUGGGAUAUUUACUGAAAGCAAAAGAUGUCUACAAAAGCAUGUUAGGUUCCUGUUUGGAUAAUAUUUGGAGACAGCUUGAAAUUGUACAGUUUAUCAAGAAGAAAAAUCCUGAAACCAACCACAAAGUACAACAGUUAUAUUGCCAAAUGUUACAUUUGGUACAAAUGAAUAAUACAGAAGAACAGCAGUUUAAGGUGCUAAUUAUAACAAAAAUGGACUCAGAUGAUGAACAUUGUUUCCUUAUUGAAAUACUUAGCAAAAUAAACGGUUUAGAAUGUAUUUCUUUAUCUCCUGAAAAAAUAAAAGGUUUACUGGAAUCCAAUGAUGUUUUAAAUAGUGUCAAGAAGUGGUUCUGCAUGGUUGUACAUAAUCGACAUAUCGGACCUGACUUUCCCUGGACUCAAUUCUCAUUCAUGGUAGAAUAUAAUUAUGUAGAAAACUCUUGCUGGAUUGAACAUUGUAAACAAUUGGAUAUUCCUUACAUGGCCUUUAAAACAGUUCUCCCAGAUGGAGUUUAUAAAAAAAGUGCCUCACUGGACAGCUUUGGUGGUUUUCUUUUGGAAAUUCAAAUCCCGUAUGUGUUUCUCACAUCUGAAGGACUUCUUAACACACCAGAAAUACUUCAGCUACUAGAAUCCAACUACAAUAUAACCUUAGUGGAAAGAUGUUGCAGUGAGUCCUUGCAGCAGUUUGGAGAUACAGAUCGUUAUGUGGUGAUGACAGUUGAUGAGUGCACGGCCAUAAUUAUUCAGAGUCUGGAAGAACUGAAUUGUGAAAAGGCAUCAGAUAACUUCAUUUUGAAAUUGAUAGCAUUAUCAAUCCAGUACAGCUACUGUUGGGUCAUUUUGUACUCCAAGGAAAGAUUGAAUUCAGAGUACUGCCUGACAGGAAAAACACUUCAUCACCUAGCACUGAUCUAUGCAGCUUUGGUUCCAUUUGGGCUGAAAUCUGAAGAACUGGAAGUGAAGCUUGUUGUUAUGCCGGGAGUUGAAGAAACCGCACAGCUAAUUCGCCAAAUUGCCGACCACAUCUUGAUGUCCUCUAAGAGAGAUCCUCAUGAAUGGCUGGACAAGUCUUGGCUUUCAGUUUCACCAUCUGAGGAUGAAAUGUGUUUACUUGAUUUUCCAUGUAUCAAUCCCUUGGUGGCUCAGCUUAUGUUAAAUAAAGGCCCUUCACUUUCUUGGCUACUGUCUGCAACUCUUGAUCAACUUGAAGGACUUCUGCCUGAAGUUCCCUCCAAAGUAUUAAAGCACUUUUCUGAGAUUACUUCUUUGUUCAAGAUCGGUUCUUCCCUGACAAAGUCACCUUUAAUUUCAUCAUCUCAAGAAAAUGGAUACCAACCUGGGACACUCUCUUCUCAGUGUUCAAUCUCAAGCUCUUCAGCAUCCAUCAUUCAAGGACAGGAUGAGUAUUUUUGUUAUCCAGAAGUAUAUGAAAAAGUGCCUGAACAUGCAAGUCUAUCUUCAAAUUAUACCCCUUCCCUCCGAGGACCAAGUGAAAUGCAAUAUCUUUUACCAUCUCCAAACUCUUAUGAACAGAUGAACUGCUGGGAAGAUUCCAGUUUGAACCCAUACCAACCCCAGCAUACUGCUUUUCUGAAUAACAUAGCAUCCAGAAGAACAGCUGGCACUUCCUUUCUAAGGCAAAAUGAUUCAGAGUCAGAUGUCUUUUCUUCAGGACUGGCUCAAAUGAAUUAUGAAGCAAGAAUGACUGCGAGUAGAACUGACUCUAAUUGUAUAAACUAUAAGGGAGAAGACAUUCAUACAACAAAAGGGAAAAUGAGAAAAGAAUUGGAUUCCCCUGUGUUUUUACUGGAGAACUCUGAGUAUCCUGCUACCUGGAAUUAUAAAAAUAAUAGACUAGAAUCACAAAGCCAUCCUGUCAGAUUGCAAUAUGGUAGAGAACAGAACUCGUGUGAUACAUGGUUCUCUGAAAAAGACAAUAGAAAUCAAGCCUCUUACCCCUUUAUGCUUGAACAAAAUUGUUUCUCUGGUGAAUUAAAAGGCUUUGUGUAUGACAGGCUAGAUGCUUCUCAGACAGAGAAGACUUCCUGGAAAGGAUUACCAGCUUUCUCCAAUGUGAAUUCAUUUGCACAUAAUUCUUGUACCUGUAAUUUAAAUGCAGCUUCAGAAAAAUUCAACAAUCUGUAUGUCCAGCAAAAAUCUGGAAGAUAUUCAGGUCUGAAAAGACACAUUGCAACUUCAUCAGAUUUGGCAGAGAAUGAAUCGUUAACAGAUCUGAUCUAUCCACAGCGACCCCAACUCAAAAAAAGGCGACUAGUUUAUGAAAAGGUCCCUGGAAGAACUGAUGGCCAAACACGCCUGAAGUUCUUUUGA
Molecule: messenger RNA, 4347 nt
Organism: Dromiciops gliroides (monito del monte)
Lineage: Eukaryota; Metazoa; Chordata; Mammalia; Microbiotheria; Microbiotheriidae
Gene: SHOC1
Product: shortage in chiasmata 1
Exons: 25
Coding region: 1-4347 (1448 amino acids)
Biological process (GO): resolution of meiotic recombination intermediates
Cellular component (GO): condensed nuclear chromosome
Molecular function (GO): ATP hydrolysis activity; single-stranded DNA binding
Source: RefSeq, a predicted model, not a curated record